AUGGCUCAAUCUAGUCCAACCUCUUCACGCGGGAAAGGAAUAUCAUUUAACGAGGGUCGGUCAGAUGAUGACAAAUCUUCUUCGUCUGAUCUCCGAGAGGAAAUUGGAAUUCUCCGCCAACAGCUCAUUGAAAAGUCAAUUCAAAUGGAUCAGCUUUCUGCACAUAUCUUUGAGCUCAGGGAAAAGGAUGAAGAAAAGACCAAACAAAUCAAUGAUCUACAAACGAGUCUUGGAUCUGUUCUAGCUAAUUAUUUUAAUCUCAAGAACGUAUUGUAUGAUGCUUUUGGUGAAAAAGUCAAAGCCCUCUUCCAACAGCCUCAUGGAGUAGUUGAUCCUCCUUCUGUUCAAUCACCUCCUGCAACUGAUGAUCUACCUGUCAACCCACCUGCUCCAAGAACAACUACAAUUGUCAACAGGUUUGAAAAAGAACCAGAAGGAAGCAGAGCCAGAAUCACAAUCAAGCAGGGCAAAAGAAUCGUAACUGCAAAUCAAAGCGAAGGCCUUUUAUUAAUGAAAAGUUCUAAUGAAAAUCGCAAAACAAGAGACCAUGUCUUGACAGUAACGGAUUUGAAGAAAAGAAAGUUCGGUGAUGAGUAUGGUGACAGGACAGGUAUCCGAAUGUGGGCCUUUGAUCCAAUGACGAAUUUGUGGGUUGUAAAGCGAAAAUCAGGAGCAUCUGAAUGUUACAAAAGCACCGAUGAUUUCAACUCUUGGACCAAAAUUGAUCUAGCUGAAUUAUCCAGGGCCCCAUUCCAUAACCCCUCUGAAGAUCCUAGUGCUACAAAUUUCAAAAGAUUUCUUGACAGACAGGUCAAAGAGAACUUUCCAUCAAUUAAGACUGCAAAAGCCCUAUAUAGAAAAGACAAAGAUGUUCUUGACCCAGAAUCAGGCAAACCCAUGAAGAUUAUACUCUGGCCUGCAAUUAAGAAACAAAAGGAAAUUCCUAUUCCUCAACAUUUUCAUGAGGGAUAUCUGGAUGACAUGGAAUUUUGGGCAUAUGAUGACAAAACAGGUACUGCAGCCAUCAAAUUCAAGGAUCGAGAACAUGUUCUGAGAUUGAUUAUUGCUAAAUACUUCUUCGUUUCAGAGAAAGGGAUAUACGAACUCUGGCCCGUCAUCAAAUCAUUUGUAGAAAAGAUGUCAUGGAAGCUGCUGCUAAAGAAUUCACUGCAAUGGUGGCUACGAUCAUAAAUGGAAGAUUGUGGAUGGGAUCGAUGGGGAGAUCAGAUCUGAAGUUGUUUGAGAAGCCUGUUAAGGAGCCAAAGGCGUGAAGACAAGACUAUGCUAGUCUCAAACCAAGGAGGAUACUGAAAGAACAUAAUUUUUUGGUUUGAGCUAGGCAUCAUUUUGUAUAAGUGAUAGUGUCAGUUUUGUAGGGAUUGUGUUUAAACAUGUACUGUGUGCUACCACACAGUGUGUGCGGCCGCACACAUGUGUACGGCUGCACACUCUUGUGCUGAUAGGAGGGGUACUAUUUAAAGCAACUGACUUGUGUAAGUCUGUACUUUUUGCUUCGUGUCAGAACUCUGUUGUAGUAGUACUUUUCUCAAGAUGUACUUGACAUUUACAAGCAAUAGAUGUGUG
This is a messenger RNA of Lactuca saligna, 1584 nucleotides long. The record is from the annotation of a GenBank genome assembly. Lineage: Eukaryota; Viridiplantae; Streptophyta; Magnoliopsida; Asterales; Asteraceae.